GGUGCAGCGGCAGAUCUGGCAAAUUGCGAACUGCCUUCCCUCCCCAAAGUGUGGAGCAGAAGCGCGGGGGAGCUCCGCGGCGGUGGCGCCUCCUCCGCCACCAAACUCCCCGGGCUCGGCGAGGCUUGUGGCCACCUCCUCCUAAACCAGGAGGAACCCUUUCCCGAUAGGGUUCGGCCUGACUUCCCCCGCCCCCCCCCCCCCAUUUCUUUCUUCUUCCUCCCCCUCCCCCAUUCCUUUUCUUUUUUUCAAACACACAUUUUUCCCCCCCUGGCUUCGGACCUCAGACUGCUGCAGCCCUAGCCUUCCCUGGGCUCAGCUCUUUAAGGCUGCCCAUCCCUCCGGCUGCGAGAAAGGACGCGCGCCCUGCGUCGGGCGAAGAAAAGAAGAAAAACUUGUCGGAGGGGUUUCGCCAGCCCACAUUAACCCCCUUCCCGCAAACCCAAACCUCCCACGGGGGCCGUCCCAACAUUGGGGAAAGUUCCUUCUGAGCCGACAGCCCUCUUGGAUUUGGAGAAGGCAGCCGCGCUGGCUGUGGAAUUAGAUCUGUUUUGAACCCAGUGGAGCGUAUCGCGGGGGCUCGAAAGUCACUGUCUCCAGGGACCCCGGUGGCGCUGCCUGUGCGGAACCGAGAGUUUGCGAGACCCGGCUGCAAGUGGCCUUUCCUCCCCGCAGUUGCUGUCCUGUGUCUGGGGUGAGGGCAGCGAGUGUUGUGGCAAGUUGCGAAGAGAGACCCGGAGGUCCAGAGAGAACUGCACCCCCCUCCCCCCCCCCCCCCCCCGCUCUCCCUUCUUCCUCUUCCCAGCUCCUGAGUGUGAAAUCCCAUCGAAAUUUACAGAGGCUCCAGGUUCAGCCAAGACCGGUCCGCGGAGCUUUGCCCGUCGUCCCCCACGGUCCCCAUUCCCACCCGGAGCCCCCGAGCACACGGCGCGGAGGAACGACCGGCGGGAGGGGGAGGGAGGUCGCGGAGGCGGCAUGGCGAGGUUCCCGAGGGCCGACCUGGCCGCUGCCGGAGUUGUGUUACUUUGCCACUUUUUAAUGGACCGGUUUCAGUUCACUGAAGGGGACCCUGGAAACCAAAUCAAUGACUGGCACUAUCAAGUUGCUCAGGUCUUCCCGCAAACAGAAGAGGAAGUGAAAGUGGACACACAUGCCUUCAGCCACCGGUGGAAAAGGAGCUUGGAUGCUCUCAAGGCAGUAGACUCCAACCGAGCAAGCAUGGGCCAAGACUCCCCAGAGCCCAGAGGCUUCACGGACCUGCUGCUGGAUGAUGGGCAGGACAAUACCACCCAGAUUGAGGAGGACACAGAUCACAAUUACUAUAUAUCUCGGAUAUAUGGUCCCUCUGAUUCUGCCAGCCGGAGUUUGUGGGUGAACAUAGACCAAAUGGAAAAGGACAAAGUGAAGAUUCAUGGAAUAUUGUCCAAUACUCAUCGGCAAGCUGCAAGAGUGAAUCUAUCUUUCGAUUUUCCAUUUUAUGGCCAUUUUCUACGAGAAAUCACUGUGGCAACUGGGGGUUUCAUAUACACUGGAGAAGUUGUACAUCGAAUGCUAACGGCCACACAGUACAUAGCACCUUUAAUGGCAAAUUUCGAUCCCAGUGUAUCCAGAAAUUCAACGGUCAGAUAUUUUGAUAAUGGCACAGCACUUGUUGUCCAGUGGGACCAUGUACAUCUCCAGGAUAAUUACAACCUGGGAAGCUUCACAUUCCAGGCAACCCUCCUCAUGGAUGGACGCAUCAUCUUUGGAUACAAAGAAAUUCCUGUCUUGGUCACACAGAUAAGUUCGACCAAUCACCCAGUGAAGGUGGGGCUGUCUGAUGCCUUUGUCGUUGUCCACAGGAUCCAGCAAAUUCCCAAUGUCCGAAGAAGAACAAUUUAUGAAUACCACCGAGUAGAGCUACAGAUGUCAAAAAUUACCAACAUUUCAGCUGUGGAGAUGACGCCAUUACCUACAUGCCUCCAGUUCAAUGGUUGUGGCCCCUGUGUAUCCUCUCAGAUUGGCUUCAACUGCAGUUGGUGUAGUAAACUUCAAAGAUGUUCCAGUGGAUUCGAUCGCCAUCGGCAGGACUGGGUGGACAGUGGAUGCCCUGAAGAGUCCAAAGAGAAGAUGUGUGAGAACACAGAGCCAAUGGAAAGUUCUUCUCAAACCACCACAACCGUACAAGCAACAACCACAAAAUUCAGGGUCCUAACGACCACCAGAAGAGCAGUGACAUCCCAGCUGCCCACCAGCCUGCCCACAGAAGAUGAUACCAAGAUAGCACUGCAUCUAAAAGAUAAUGGAGCUUCUACAGAUGACAGCGCAGCCGAGAAGAAAGGGGGCACCCUUCAUGCUGGCCUCAUUGUUGGAAUUCUCAUCCUGGUCCUCAUUAUAGUCGCAGCCAUUCUCGUGACCGUCUAUAUGUAUCACCAUCCAACGUCAGCAGCCAGCAUUUUCUUUAUUGAGAGACGCCCAAGCAGAUGGCCUGCGAUGAAGUUUCGAAGAGGUUCGGGUCAUCCUGCCUAUGCUGAAGUUGAACCAGUUGGAGAGAAAGAAGGUUUCAUUGUCUCAGAGCAGUGCUAAAAUUUCUAGGACAGAACAGCACCAGUGCUGGCUUACAGGUGUUAAGACUAAAAAUUUGCCUAUAUCUUUAAGAUGUGCACACACACCACACACACACACACACACACACACACACACACACACACAGGAGCCCUAAGCUGCUAUAGCCUAAAGGAGAUGAGAUUUCUGGACAAGCCCAGCCCUGGAAAGGUAAAAGAAAAACUAAAACCUAUACAAGGUACCACUGACCAUUGAACACAGAAUUCCCUAGUGGGAUGACAUUUUAUAGUUCACUCAGAACAUCUCCUGUGGACUUACCAGAAGUACAAGAUGACAGUGCUGUUGGCUUAGGUGCAGGGUUGCAAAGGGAUAGAGAAAAAGACAAUAAUAAUAAAGCUUUAGUUCAUGAGGGAUCUCUACCUUUGGUUCAAAUAUUCUUCUCUGAUGUCUCAAAGAUAACUGUGUUCCAAAGCCUGAACCCUUCCUCUCAAAAGAGCAAUGAUGAAUGUUUCAAGAUUGCUAAGAGAAACAGCUUGUGCAGGAGCAAAAAACAAACCUAAAAUAAGAGGUUUUUCUAUCUUUCCACCAGACAUGUGGCAAAAGGAUUUUGUUUUUCUGGUCUAGAUCCACUUGUUCGGACAAGUUCAUUAUUUUGCAGAAUGAAUCUUUUAUCUGUGCCUACCUCUCCCUUGUUAAUGAGUGUCCUUUCUAUGCGCUGCCCUUUCUGUGGCUGCCAAGCCCUUGGCUAAGGGUUAGGAGAGAGGGAGUGGCACAGGAGAUUUUCGGUUCUCCUGCCUUGGAAUAAAACACUUCAUUUGGUUUUUAAGAUACAUUGCCUACGUUUUCCCAACUAUCAAAUCCUAUGAAGCCACAGUUGCUCUUGGCUGAAGGAAACAAUACCAAGAGUCCCUUCAUCAUUUUGGAAGCAAAAACAUUAAGGGAUUCUAAACAUAUUGGCGGGGGGGAGGGGGUUGGGUUUUUGGUUUUUUUCCUCCUUACUUUGUGCUGUUUCAGGACUUCAGACCCAUGCCAUUGUUGAUUCCUGUCUACGAAGCCAUUCAAGUCGGCAUAUCCCUGGUGAUAAAAAAGAAUGAAAGAACCCUGCUGAAUCAUACAGUAAUUUUCUUUAAAGCACAUAGUAGUUACAUAAAUAUAUAUAUAAAUAUAUUUUUGUUUAUAACUAACACAAGGCAGGCUCUUGUGACUCAGAGUGCGUUUGUCAUCAAGACAAAAACAAACGCGAAACGCGUUACUGCAUACUUCCAUAGAGUUGUAAAAUAAUCCUUAAUAUUAGAAUAUUUUUAUGUCACUUAGCAAAAGUGGUUCAAUUAGUCGCAGUGCCGAUCGUUCUCCUGCCUAGUUGAGCCGCUUUUUCAUUCCUAUAAAACCCUUCCCUCCCUGGCUAAAUAAUGCAGGUGCAAAAUGCUCUUUAGAUGGAGUUGACAUUUUGCCCCGAUGAUCAUAAUCCAGAUUUCAAAACUUCUCCACGAAUGAGGAAAGCAAAGGCAUUGCUUGAGGAGGAAAGUGGUUAAUAUGUACACUGAGCUCCCAGCGUUUAAAUUCAGGUCCUGUGUGUACAAUUCCGCAACAUCUCGACCCACGAAACUGACAUCCUGUGCCAAGACUCUGUAGAUUCUUCUAGGGGACGGUGUCCAACAUUUGCAGAUUCAGGUAUCAAGCAGCAGAGAUGUCUCAUAAGCAACUCUUUACUAACAGCUCAGCAUCUGUAUACAGUGUUCGCACAGCACACCAUCGGUCUACGAACAGUAUCCGAUUUUAUCUUCACAGUCGUCUGACAUAAACUAGUGCCGUCUUCCAUCACGUAUAUUUUGCUUUACAUUUUUAAAUACCUGAUGAGGUUAGUAAUUUUUUCCUAACCUACUUAGUUAAUAAUAUCAAAAAAGGACAAAAAAAAAAAAAGAAAAAAACCUGACAAGGCGAUUGAAGGAUGUGAUGACAAUCUCUCUGCUGUAUCUGCAUCCAGUUUGUAUGAAGUAUCCCAACUUAUUUCUUGUGGAGUAGGUUUGGUCAGAUUAGCAAUAACCAAAUGACUUGCCAAUGUAACUGGUGCAACUGGUAUUCUACAAAGACAUAAAGAACACAUAGACGAUUCCUUUUAGGAUAAGAUGACGCUUCUUCCACUAGCUCUUGUGAUAGGUGUGGCUUCCAAUAGCAGUAGAUUGACAGCUAUAUAAAUCUUAUGUAUAUAUCCAACUCCUUACACAAUUCUUUGAAGUUGUAAUGUUGUCUUUCUUUCUUCAGAGCUCAUCUUCCAUUUUCUAUUAAAAGAAUUGGCAAUUCUGGAAAUGAAUAAACAAGAAAGACAUAAAAUUGAAUUGUUCAGUGAACUAAAAGCACCUAGAAAUGGGGAAAACUUUUUGGAAGUGUGAGAACCCUUCCUAAUGAAAGUAGGAGUCAAAGGUGGUAAAAAGUUUCUGCUGUCUAUGAAUCUUUUAGUGGUAAGGGGAAAGGCUGGCUAAUCCCUUUUUUUUUUUUCAUGAAAUUUUUAUUCUAUUUUAUAUUUCUCAUUUGUUCCUGGUGGCCAUUUACUGCAAAGGAGGAGCAAAUGUACAUCUUGUUUCUAGAAAUUCGGAAUGGACAUUGAUGCUUUGGACUUUACAUACAUUACAUAUUAGAAAGGGUACAUCUGUUCAUUACUUAAAUACUAUGAACAUAGUAGAGAAUAACAGUUUUAAAAAUUAAGAAUAGCAAAGGAACACAUACAGACUUCUGAAAAAAUCUGAUACACAGUGCUACAGAGGAAAUAACAUUUGGUAUAAAGGUCAAGAAAAAUGUCUUAAGCCAACCAGAUAGCACUGACCACAAUGUUGGUUUGGUUUUAAAGUGUUUAGACUUUAAGAUAGACUAACAAACAGAAAACUAAAAAUAAAUAAUAAAGUACAGUUUACCUCCAUUAUUAUUUUAGUUUGAGAUACCUAGAGCAUUUACUGAUCUCUCUCACAUGGAGCUUCUAGAGUUGUGCCAUCCAGUAUCCUUUCCACAAGCCAAAUUUGGCUCUUUAAAUUAAAAUUAAUUAAAAUUAAAUUUUUUAAAAAGCCACUGAGUUCUUCAAUCACUAGUCACAUUUCAAAUGCUCAAUAACCACAUGUGGCUUGUUGGCUUCCAUAUUGGACAACACAGCACAUUCCCGUCAUUGCAGAAAAUUCUGUUAUACAGGGCUGUAGAGUAGAGGUCUUUCAAUUCCCUGUCCUUGAACAAAAGGGAGAAGGAAGAAAAAGAAGAUUUGGUAGUUCUUGGGUAUAUCCAAGAGUUUUUGAUCUCAAAGAGGCAACAUGCUCUAAUGAAAAGAAUAUCAGCUGACACAGCUUUGACUCUCCACUACGUUAUCUUGGGAAAAUCACUUUAACUUCCAUGACUCUCAAUUUACAAUUUUGGAAAAUAAAAAUAUUUUUGCUCUGUCUUCUUUGCAAGGUUAUUAUUAUGCAGAUUAACUAAAUGUACAGAUGUAUAGGCUUUUAAAACCUUCCAUCACUGUAACCCAUAUAAAGCCCAGCCUUGGUCCACUCUCAGCACAAAUUUGCAUUCAGAGGAAGAAAAGUCCAUCAAUCCUAAAAGCAUUCAAAGACAAAUCAAUAAAAAAUUUUCUUGAGAAAAUGCCAAAGGAGAAAUUGCUCGAUUUUCCCCCAUCUUAAUAUUUUCUCUUAAUAUUUCCCCUCUGUCAUGUCUCUCCCAACUUUGACUCCACCACCAUGACAGAGUCCCUAUGUUUAUGCUACUUCUAGUUCAAUUCCUUAUUGUGUAGAGUCACUUAGACUCUCUAGUUUCUUGUAAUUUCCCAGUUAACUCUUCACAGCAAAGGCAAGCCCAGGGGCUGACCAGGAGGCUUCUCUUUAGAAGGAAAUACCUCUAACAUAAAUAACUUCAAAUAUUUAUCUCUGCAACACAAAUAUAAAGGCCCACUAUACUAAGAUAUAAAAAUACAAAAAUACAUGGAACUCAAUUUCUAAACUAUAAAAGUUUACAAAUGCAAAUGAAAGGAUUACUAUUCUUUUAGACUAUACUAAUAUGCAGAUAAUACAUAAUGUAAUUAGUAUAAUUUAUUAGUUUCUGCGGCCAAAAGUUCUUACAUUAUUACCUUUCCUGCAGGAGUGUAAACGUGGUUAUGUCCUCAAGUGUCUGUUGCCCAUUUGAGAAAACGUUUGCCAGAAUCCAGACCUUGAUUCAAGAAACUUUCCUUCCAUGAUAAGAAAUUAAUAUUUAAAUAAGACUAAAUGAGAAAUAGAUCCUAUCAUUAUGGUUAUUCCUCCUGUGAAAUGUUAUUUUGCUUGGUAUUUCUUCGGGCAUUUUUCAGAUAUUUUAUUACAGUAAGCUUUACUAAUUCCCAAAGAUUACUCUAGCUCUUACUUUUCCAACCCGCCCCAUAUUUUGGUAUCAACAUUCAUAUGCCAGAAUCACGGCGAGUCAUCUAAUCCAAGCUCUUCAUGUUACAGAUCAGAAAACUGACUCCCAGAAAGAUAUGGUUAUUUUUCCAGCGUCAGAAUUGGGUCUUGAACUUAAAACUUCCUUCUGGUAAUUUCUGUUACCAUUUUUCUUGCCUAUACCCCUUCAUCACUUAAGACCAACCAAGUAGCUUAGAAGACACAGUCUUAAUAAGGCUAACUUUAUCUGUAGUAUUGACUCUUCUUAAUAUAGAAUAAUAUAGAACUUUGGACCAAUCUUCCUCUGUCAUGUUCAUAAGAAUAGUACCAUUUUUUUUUAUAUAAGUUUUAUCUCAACUUUUUUUUUCCUAAAUUUUUUUUUAAAGAGUUUAUUUAUUUAUUUGACAGACAGAGAUCACAAGUAGGCAGAGAGACAGGCAGAGAGAGAGAGGAGGAAGCAGGCUCUCCGCGGAGCAGACAGCCCAAUGCGGGGCUUGAUCCCAGGACCCUGGGAUCAUGACCUGAGCCGAAGGCAGAGGCUUUAACCCACUGAGCCACCCAGGCGCCCCUCUUUUUUUUUUUUUUUUAAGAUUUCAUUUAUUUAUUUGACAGAGAGAGAUCACAAGCAGACGGAAAGGCAGGCAGAGAGAGAGGGGGAAGCAGGCUCCUUGCUGAGCAGAGAGCCCGAUGCAGGACUCGAUCCCAGGACCCUGAGAUCAUGACCUGAGCCGAAGGCAGCAGCUUAACCCACUGAACCACCCAGGCACCCCAGAAUAGUAACAUCUUUAUGACAAACAGUGAUUUCAAGUUCUAGCCAUUACAGUGUCUUUAUUUGGUUUUGCAUGCCCUUCUCACACCUACCUGUGGUCAUCUGUCAGCAACACUAUUUUUUGUCAUUUAAGAUCAUUAUACAUUUGUUUCAAUUCUUCCCAAAUUCAUCUGAAAACUAAGAAUCUUCAUAGUAUAUUUUCUUACAACAUAUAUAAUCCCAAUUUUUGUUUUUUAAACCAUUUGAACUUUUUUGCCAUAGGAAGGUUUUUUGAGCAAAUAGUAUGAGGUCUGUGGCAUUACCUAUUCAUAUUAUGUUGUGUUUAUAAAGCACUUUACCUUUUGUGGAGCACUUUGAUUCAUCCCUUUAUUUGUUCACUCAUUCAGCCACUCAGUUUACUUAAAUAUUUAUUGAGCACCUGCUGGAACCAAGUUCUCAUGCUGGACCUAUGGUGUAUAGUGAUAAAUACAAACAGUGAGAGAUCAGGCACAUUGAAUGAUAAUUGUAACAUGAUGGAAUCCUCAAGCACAACUUCGCAAGUAGGGUCAGAUCAAUAUUACUCUAUCCAACUUCCAAUUCCAAUUGUCUAUUAUCCUUAUAUAGGGAACUAUCAGGUAUUUGCCUGAAGAAUGUUUCAGAAAUAUGACAUAUUGUUGGGUACCAGUUCUGUUUGCUCUAUUUUUAAAUGGUUUGUAAGUUUCAUUCAUGAGAACAAAAAGUGACUCAUCCAAAGUUGUCCCCGACCCAGGAGGACUUCCCAGGUCACUUGAACUUUUUCUGACUAGAUGUGACCAUUCGCUUUCUUGUGCCAGUAUUCUCUGAAUGUUCAACAUCAUAGUUUUCAGGUAUUCCAAAAACACCAAUAUAUCAAAGAAGCAUUUGCACUUUAAGUGUGUGUGAUCAUCAUGUCGCUAAUUAGACUGCCUCAGCCAUUCUCAACCUCAGCACUGUUGACAUUUUGGGUCCCCUAAUUCUUUGUGGGGUGGGAGGGUAGGGUGGAAAUAGCCCCAUGUGUUAUAGGGCACAUAUGAGAGCUUCUAGGCAUCUUCUGUUGGUUUUAUGCCAGUAACGCGCGCACGCUCUCUCUCUCUCUCAUUCUCUCUCUCUCUCUCUCUCUCACACACACACACACACACACACACGGACAACUAAAGAGGUCUCCAGAUAUUUCCAAAUGUCCCCAGAUUGGGAUUGGGAAAACUGCUGAAUUAUCUAAUAAGCAAAAUAUAUCAGGAGAAAAAAAAAAAGAAAUGUUUCUCUUUCACUUGUCACUUAAACUUUAGGGUAGUUCGUUUUUUGUUUUUUAUUUAUAGUAAGACUUGGAAUCAUAAACUGUUUGAAUUAGAAAGGACGUAAAAGUCACUACUUCAGUUACAAGCCAACAUCAUCCUUAUCUAUUUCCCCAUCUCUCAGGUUAACAAAUUUAUUGAGAGAAAAUCAGAAGAUUGGUUAUCUCUGGAAACUUGGAAAUUGGUUUUUUUCAUAGCAAGAGAUAAGGCUGUUGGGUAAUUAUGUUUUGCUGCUAUAAUAGUAGGUGCUGUGAUGUUAGCUUCAGUGUGGGGACUCGGGGUCAUACAACUUCAGUAUCACAGGCUCUGUUUUGAGGAGUUUCCUAUCUGUCAUAUCACACAGCUCCAAAUCUUGGUCCUUCAUCUUUGCCUUCAACAUGCACAUAGAAGUUGAAGUUUGGUACAUUGAAUUUUAAGUAUAUCUGGAAUGAGCUUUCUAUGUCUGAUAUUCUGUUAUUUCUAUUUCUAUACCUGUUUUUUUUUUUAUGGUCCCUCUAGAAUAAAAAAUUACCAUCUUGAGCUAUUGAAAAUUGGAAAUUUCCAAGUGGUGAUAUUGAAAUCUGUCAAGCCCAAGUUCCUAAUGAUUUGAUGUGCCUUAUGUCAGUUCUCCUGUGAGAUCAGUGAUUUUCUGGGGUUAACUGUGCAUCAAGUGAGUCACACUUGUUUCUAUACUGCACCAGUUGGAAAGCUUGGUGGAGUUUUACAAAGAGAGCCACUCAAGAAUAUAUUCCUAGAAAUAACAGCAAACCCUUAAUUAAGGGCCUCCCCUUAAUCCCUUUGCUAACCAGACUUUGGGAGCAUCAUAACCAUUUACUACAAGUUGCUACUAUGCCGACACAAUGGAAAGCCUUGAUUACAAAGCCUAAAGAAUAUUGAGGAGCUCACACAGAAAGCACUGUUGAAAGACAAUCCUAGAAACCAGAAAGUUUCAGCCGAGGAGACCCUCAGUGUGUCUUCUCUACCAUGGUCCUAUCAGACAGUUUGAUGUCACGUAACAUUUUGAUUAAGCUGAUCUAAUUUCGGCGGAAAUUGGAAUGCAUCUGCCUGCUUGUAACCGGACAUAACUUUUAAACCAUCCAACUGCCACUGCUCUCCUAGUGAUGAUUCCAAAGAAGAUGGUAAUUUUUGUAAGAUAGUAAUUAUUAAAGUAAAAUCGCAUUAUUUCUUGAAUCACUUCUCCCCGACACGUUUAUGAAGUACAUCAUCUUUGACUUCUCAGUAGUGCAUUUAUUAUGAAUGACUGAAUUAUGUCUAGAGAAAUAAAUACUCAAAACUCGUUAUUAUAAGUGAAUUUCCAGAUCACUGUUGACACUAAAUAAAAGAUUCUGUGAUUUUAAAUCCAGAAUAUAAGACUGGGGAUGGGGAAUAAUAUAAAUCAUAUACUGGUCCUCAUCUUUUUCUAAUUUCUAAAAUUUACUAACAUUUGAGGAUUAUGAAAAAAAAAUCUAAUGGAAUAAAGCAAAAAUUUUUAAACUGGCAAAUAGUGAUAUAUUUGUUUUGAUUCUGGUUGAAAAUCUCAGUGAUUUCUCUCAUUCCCAAUGAUAUGUUAUUUUUUAAAAAAGAGAGUCUCUCUCUUCCCUAGCAUUACAAAAACAAUAUUUUCAUGACCAAAAUAUCACUUACUGAUGAUGCAGCUAUAAACCUUUGUGCCUGUUGCAUAGAUACGUAGCAUGAAACCUAUUUUAGAAGUUUGCUAUGUAGGGAGAGGUAUAAACAUAGGAAUGGGUGGGUGAAUAUGAGCCACAAGAAAAUUAAAGAUUGACGUAUGCUAUCGAGCAAAAGUUUCACCUUCUUCAGAGCAAUGUACAGAUCAAUAGUAGACAAAGAUCAGCUCAUAAUUAGGUCAUUCAGACAUUCAGACACUGGAGCACAGAUCUUGCCCAUUAGCCUAGAACACAGGUCAUAUACAGAAAGUCAAGGAUGUCUCCAAUUAAUCUGAAACUCAACCAUCAUCCACCUGUACUUCUUCUAUGGCACAAUCCUAAAAUCAUGAAGGCCCCUGCUCUCGGAAACUGGGUUACUUACAGUCAAUUAAGGGCCAAAAAGAGGCAUUUCCAUUUAGUUCCAUCUGACUUACAAGUCAUGUUCUUUGGUUCCCUUGUGCCAGAGACCAUGAGAUAGCCAACCACACAGAGGCAAUAAAAUGCACUAAAAAGAAAAUAAAUUUUCCUGAGGAAAGGAGAAGAAAGGAUACUUUCACCUGUGGACCCAGAGCUGAAUCUCUGUGACGUUUGACCAUCUCGGGACCUUCUUGUACUAUCAACUAGACACAUAGUCAAGUCCAAGCAACCAUUUUUAAGGCGGUUUGAACAAAAACACGCUCAGACUGUCAUAUUUAUAGCGGAGAAAUAAAAACCCAAAUUCAGUGUCCUCCACGAGACUACUCUGAAAAUACCCUCAAAGUGAAGUCAGAGCUUUCCUUGCUGAGACCUGUUAAAAUCAUUUUAGGGCAAUGAAAUAAGGUUCUUUAGACACAGACAUUUUGUGUACAUUGUAGCUCACUCUCAGAGCCCUAGCUGAGAAGGGGAAAGUCUUUUCAUAGGCUGGUCAAAACAAAUCUCUCAUUGGCCUCAUUUGAGACAUUUGGACAGUGCCUGGGAAGUACAUUAUUUUCAGGGGGAAAAAAAGAGACAGCCUUUUUUGCAUGCCAGCUGGGAUCAUGGGAACUUCCAAUGCCAGGAAUUUACUACUGUUUCUGGUAAUUCUGCUUGUAGUCAUCUGCAAUGUUGAAGUGUGAAAAGAGAAGAAGCUAGGCACCCUGGGGGCUGUCUGUGUUUUAUGCCAGUUGCACCAGUGCAGGGAAUAUUUUUAAAUGCAUUUUGAAGUGGGUAGAAUUGUACCCUUUGUCAGAAUCACAAGGCUCACUGUUGUGCUCCUGAAAGAGAACACUGGGGGGAAAUCUGACCCUCUAAACCCAGUCAGCCCCUACAAAAGGAAAGACUGCGUGGGAGAGCACAGCACAUGGCAAGUUUGUUUCUCACUGUUUUUCCAAAGCCCCAUACUCACAUCGAGGACGUGUCUUUCAGGUGAAGGUGAAUCUUGCAGAGGUUUUCCAGAAUUUUGCUUUAAUCCAGGGUUUAGAAAACUGAGCACUUUAAAUUUACUCCAGUCUCUGGGCGUCUUUCCUAUUUCCUCUGCCAUGUCAGUGAGACAUUCUGAGCCUACAUUCUUCCAUGGCCGAAUAACGUACACAUACUUCCUGAUGACCUCACGCUUGACGUACCUGAACCUGCAAAUGUAGAAUGAUUGUACAUGAAUUUGCACUAAUGGUGUCUGAUAGCAGACGAGGUGUGACCUUUACUGAAACCGAUGGUUUAAAUUCAAGAACUCAGAUGCUCUGUACUUCUGCAAGCUUCCUGAUUAUUAUCACUGUAAGAUUAAUUAUCUAAGUUUGAAUGUAUUUCCUUAGAGUUCAUUAAUUUGCCAUCUCUUUUACCUGGGGAUCAUUAUGAUUGCAAUAAGUCAUUAAUGUUUUCCUCACACAGCUACUUAAACCAAGUUUUUCUGCAACUCUGGUUCUGCUCACAGUAUGUGGGAAAUCUUCAUUUUUUUUUCCUAGUAAAAAUUUUGUAAGAAAGCCGGUGUAUCGAUGGCCAUGGUGACACAGUUCAUCUUAAAAAGGUUUGGAAGCUGGUGGUGACCAAAUGUUAUCUGUGUUGUCUCUGUUGAUUGCUAUUUUCAGAAUUAAACUCUGUUUUUCACUUACAGUUGGAGUCAACAAAUUGGGGAUUUUAGAAGGGGAGAAGGGAACAAUUUGUGUAAUACUGCUGUCAUAUUUGACUACAUAUUAAAAAUAAUAAAUGAUCAUUUUGUUUUAAUUUCUUAAA
Molecule: messenger RNA, 12808 nt
Organism: Mustela lutreola (European mink)
Lineage: Eukaryota; Metazoa; Chordata; Mammalia; Carnivora; Mustelidae
Gene: PLXDC2
Product: plexin domain containing 2
Exons: 14
Coding region: 976-2565 (529 amino acids)
Source: RefSeq, a predicted model, not a curated record